This is a messenger RNA of Lithohypha guttulata, 2295 nucleotides long. RefSeq lists its product as uncharacterized. The record is from RefSeq and is a predicted model, not a curated record. Gene Ontology annotation, biological process: protein deubiquitination. The transcript has 5 exons. Gene Ontology annotation, cellular component: cytosol; nucleus. The coding region runs from base 1 to 2295 and encodes 764 amino acids. Lineage: Eukaryota; Fungi; Ascomycota; Eurotiomycetes; Chaetothyriales; Trichomeriaceae.
AUGGCGAACUCGGGCAUUCAGCCGAAGGCUGAAGACAUUGACCUUGUCUGUUCCUUUGCUGGUAUCGGUCGCGCUUCUGCCAUUGUCCUGCUGAAGAAAUGGCCAAACGCUGAGGAUGCAGUGGCUCACUAUUUUGACGACCCGAACGGGUCGGUACAAGAGGAUCUCGUCAGUCGACAAUGGCAACCCCAGGACAAUAUACCGUCUUUUCGCAUAGAUGCCGACGAUGUAGGCAUGUCGCGUCCCCCCUCGCCGAAGAACUUUGUAGAUCUGUCCGAUUCUCAUGCUCGAGCUAUGCGCAAUCCAACCGAAGACGACGAGUUGAGACAGGCUAUGGCUGCCUCGAUGAAAGACUUAUCGGCGCAAGAGAAUGGGACUACAACUGGUCAGCACUUUGGCCCCGCUCAACGUUCACAUUACCCUCCCGAGCAGUGGGCUUUAGCACCUAUGGCCUCAGCUCGAGAAGUCGUUGAUCAUCCACCACCUGCAGAAAGACAGAGGACACCUCCACAACCUGCCUUUUUGCGCGGCUCUCCACAGACUGGCUAUAUUGCACCUCUUCUUACCAUCUACCACAGCAUUUCUUUGGCACGCGAGGCUUUGUUACUGCCACCCUUACACGUUUUCGAGUAUGGCUGCAAUCCUGACUGGUGGUCCGGCACUUCGGACGAGAACUUCAAGUCCAUGUCCAUUCAGGAAUCAUCUGCAGAAGACGAGGACAGAAGGAAGUUCUCCGCAGAGAUACAAUGCCUGAUGGCCUUCCUUGAUGGGACUUCAAGGUCCUAUGGCUCCGUCGACGCAUUGUGUGAUAUGAACUACUACCGAUACUUCCAAGCUGAGUCUCCCUAUACAAAGCUAUGUGAGGCCUGGCGCCGAGCAGCUGUCGAUGAAGCGCCCAACGAGCCUCUCACGCAAAUCUUCACUUCAGUCGCGGCUAGAGGCCCUGACGUUCAGGGCGCACUACCUGAAGAGAAGGAUAUGUUCCAGAUCGAAGGUGCUCUGAGGGAAGCACGCUCCUUGACCGAAGUACUUGAUAAGAUCUUCUGGACUGACACCUGGCAACUGCCUAUGGAGGAUAUUUGGAUGGAGCGCUUCGGCCAUAUCGUGACCUUGCGCCUAUUCAACGACGAUCAGGGCGCAACAAAGCUAGGCAUAUCUCCUGUCGAAGAACUCUACCUAGAUCGCUACACACCAGAAUUACGCAGCGACCUCUUCCGGAUGCGAACCCAGCGAUAUACUCUUCUGCGUGACAUGGACAAGUUGAAAGUCAAUCAGCAGAAAAUCGUCCAAGUCCCUGGCUCAAGAGCAAAUCAGCCACAUAUUGACGUCCGAAAAGCUCUCGAGGCAGCAAGAGACUUGGUCCCAGUAGCCGCAGACGAUGCCAUGCGCAAAGACAGUCAGCUAGUCGAAGUGGAUGGCACGGCGGAUGUCACUGAGCUCGACUCACAAAUAAAUGGUCUUCUUGCAGGUAUUGAUAAGAAACUGAACAGUCUGGAGCAGAAGAAGAGUGAUCUCGAGGCUGAGAUAAGGCGCGUCAUGUCUGAUCUCACUGAUCCUCAGCAUUCCUCGCUGGAUUUAAAGCAUAAAUAUGUCCUUCAUGGUGCUUCCACCAAGCCAAACAUCACGUACUUUCGCAAGCCCAACCACGACCUUUUGGGAAUAGAGGGUGACCACAAUCCCAGCGACACAUGGCAGUGGUGGAGGACUGCUUGGGGUGAAAGUGCUCAUUCACGAGCGAAUGUCUCUAGAGAAGAUGCGGGAGAUGGACCUUUCUCGGUGACCAAGGUGACUAUUCAAGAAGUCCUGGAAUCUAUCAAGAAUGAGAACGACACAGCAGUUCUAGUAUAUGUUGACGAGACUGCAAUCAACCACAAACCGGUCUCCUUGCCAGAUUCACUGCGUCAAUUCGUCGAGCAAGAUAAUCGAGCCUUUGAAGAUGAACUGUCCCAGCAACAUGGGCAGUCGACAGGUCGUGAACGGAGCUGGAGCAACGAAACGAACUCAACGGUCAUGGAGGACAACAAUCCUUUUGAUGAUCCAAUCGCUUCGCUACGCGCACGAGAUGCAACUCCUAUGUCAACUAGUACAAUCCGAAGUUUGAGUGGCCAACCGUCACCCAAGCGUCCACGCAGUUCCAACGAUUCUAUGGAAAACAUUAACCUUAUGGACGAUGAGCCUCCAGCCUACGAAAGCGUGCCAGCAAUGGAAAUGUCCGAGAAAAAGAGUAACAAGAUAGGCUACUUCGCCGAGCAGAUGCUUCAGACCGCUGAGCAACACGAAGAAAAAGGUGGCUAG